AAAAAAAAUUAACAAUGCAAAAAUUUGAAAUUAUUCGAUUUGGGUUUGGUUUGGAAAGGAGAUAAAUAUGGCUGAAGUGAAACUCCGAUUUUAGUAUAUCCAAACCAAAAUCAUUUUUCUUUGUUUUUACCAUGCUUCAGUUUUAUCUGGCUCCCAUAUCGAGGAUCGUUGAAUUUGCAUAAGAUGUGUAGCUCGAAUUAUACAGGGAAGAUUCCAAAAACGUUGACUCUUAUACAUGACAAGAUAAUUGGGACCAAUCCGUGGAUUGUUUAAGUCAACAUGAGAAGCGGGUCGGUCGGUCGGCGGCAAAAUCAGACCAACGUACCACACCAGGGCCGGGCUUGUACGCAAUCUCGCGAAACAUUCGUAUGGGGCCCCCACCUCAUGGGGCCCCCACUUCCAAUUUUUUCCUUUGUAAAUAUGUAAUGUUAAUAUAUGAAUCUUAGGUGCAAAGUCAAAUUAAAAAGCAAAAUUUUGGUUUCUAGUGACAGAAUAAAAUACAUGUCACGAAUAUUAUUAGCACGUAAGUCUGAAGAUAUCUCUAUUUUUUUUAUUUAAAGAAUUGUAAAUAUUAUAAUAAAUUUAAAUAAGUAAAAAGCAUCAUAUUUUAACUCAGCAAAGGAAACUUACGAGCUAUCUUUUCAGCUUCUUCCCUUCUCUGUAAAAGCAAGUUCAUAAGAAAACCAGAGAUUUUGUCUUUUGAUUCUUAGGUAAAAUCAAAUUUUAUUUUCGUUUAACAAAUCUUAUAUUGUUUAUUCAUCUCUAAUUCAAUUGAUUUACUCGUUUUGGUUUGAAGGUUUUUAAUAGUCAAUUUUUUAUAAUGUCAAAACUAAAUUACAAUCUUUAAAUUUUCUAUCUUCAUCCUGCAGAAAAAAAAUGAGUGCAUCAAGAAUAUACCUUUCUGGAGCUAAGAAAAGAGCAAAGAAAAGAAGAGUAGAAGAACUAGUGAAGUCUCAGUCAGGUUCUCUGUUAAAGUAUUUUAAGAAACCAGCAUCGCUUGGAACUGAUGAGGACCAUGAGAUUGAUGGAACUAGUGAGGAUAGUAGUGAAACUAGUGAGGUUGAUGGAUCUGAACCAGAUGAUGAGGUUGAUGGGGUUAGAACUGGAUAUGGAAACCAUGAUCAAGAAGAGAAUAGGGAUAGAGCUGAGAUAGAUGAUGAAGAUGUCAACUCAAAUGCAGCGGACGAGCAUUUUAAAGAAGAUGAUUCAGCCUUUGAUCUUAUGGAUCCUGGAAAUUGGAGAAAAAUUGACCAGAAGUUAAGAGAUUAUUUGGUUGAGAAAGGUCCUCUCCCACCACCAUCUGAAGAUUAUAUUUUCCCCAAAAAUGAAAGUGGUAGACACUUUUCACAUAGAAAUUACAAAAGGAUCAUGAAGAAUGGAGAUAUGCAGCACCGGCGUUGGUUAGUUUAUUCAACAACAUUCGACAAGAUCUAUUGUUUUUGUUGCAAGUUGUUCACCCGUUACAAGGAAACUACUCAACUAGCAGGCAUUGGAUUUUUGGAUUGGAAUAAUACUGGAAUAAGGCUGAGCCAACAUGAAACCAGUCAUGAUCACAUUAUGUGUAUGAGCCAGUGGAUGGAACUAGAGAUGAGGCUGCAAAAGAAUCAGACAAUUGAUAAGUGUGUCCAAGAGGAAAUCGAAAAAGAGAAGAAUCAUUGGAGGGAGCUUUUACUGAGAUUAUUUUCAGUGGUGGAGUAUUUGGCUAAGAGUAAUAUAGCAUUCCGUGGAUCUAAUGACAAAAUUGGCCAAGAGAACAAUGGAAAUUUUCUGGGGAAUAUUGAGAUGAUUGGUAAAUUUGAUCCUGUAAUGAGGGAGCACAUCAGGCGAAUCACCAAAGGAGAAACCCGAUACCAUUAUCUCAGCUACAAAAUUCAGAAUGAGUUGAUUGGAAUGUUGAGUUCUGAAAUCAAGUUUAUAAUCAUUAAGAAGAUUAAAGAGGCAAAAUUCUUCUCGGUUAUUCUUGAUUGUACUCCAGAUAUCAGCCACAAAGAGCAAAUGUCUCUCAUUAUUCGAUGUGUGGAUAUAUCAGUGAGUCCAGUUCAGAUUGAAGAAUUUUUUCUUACCUUUCUCGAAGUUGAAGAUAAAUCAGGAAAAGGGCUUUUUGAGCUAUUAUGUGAUACACUGGUUGGUUUGAAGUUGGAUAUUAAUGAUGUCAGAGGACAAGGUUAUGACAAUGGAUCCAACAUGAAAGGAAAAAACAAAGGAGUGCAGAAGAGAUUGUUGGAUAUCAAUCCGAGAGCAUUUUAUACACCAUGUGGUUGUCAUAAUCUGAACUUGGCUAUUUGUGAUAUUGCUAAAUCUUCUGAUAAAGCGAUGUCUUUCUUUGGGAUUAUCCAGCGUUUAUAUAAUUUUUUCCAACCUUCUACGACUAGGUGGGAGAUGUACAGAAAAAUGGUGGGAGGUUUCACGCUUAAACCGCUAUCAGAUACGCGAUGGGAAAGUCACCUCGAAAGCGUUAAGGCUAUACGUUUUAAAGCUCCAGAAAUCAGAGAUGUCUUACUUUACUUUGCAGAAAACAGUGAGGAUCCAGGAGCACGGAGUGAUGCUGAAUGUCUUGCGAUAAGUGAAACACAUGGAAUUGGAGGGUUUGAGUUCUUGUUUGGUCUGGUUAUAUGGUAUGAUGUUCUGUUUGCUGUUAAUACUGUGAGCAAGACGCUACAGUCUGAAGAUAUUGAUAUCGAUGAUGCCAUUGCUCAGCUAAAGGGGUUAGUUUCUUUUUUCCAAAAGUAUAGAGAAAUGGGAUUUCAAGAAGCAAAAGCUGAAGCUUCAAAAAUUGCCAUUGCUAUGGAUAUUGAACCCAUGUUUAACAAGAGGAACAAGCGCCUUAUUAAAAGGAAAACUCAUUUUGAUGAAGAGCGAGACAAAGGUGAUGAUGUUUGUCAGGUUCUAAGUGUGGAGGAUGAUUUCAGAAUCAAUUAUUUUUUCAAAAUGAUGGACCAAGCUAUUGUUUCUUUCCAAACAAGGUUAGAACAAUUUAAAGAGUAUGAAAAUAUUUUUGGGUUUUUGUUCAGUCUACGAAAGCUCAACUCAACAAGCGAUGAUAUUUUGAAGAGUAAAUGUUCUAACCUUGAAGCUUUUCUUAAGCAUGGAGCAGAUUCUGAUAUUGAUGGGAAUGAUUUGUUCAUGGAAAUCAAAAUUUUCAGAGAAGUUUUGCCAAAGACUUUCAAGAAGAAUGUAGAAGUGCCGGAUUAUUUGAAGAGAAUGAAGGAUAGCUAUCCGAGUAUAUGGAUUGCUUACAGGAUAAUGCUCACCAUUCCUGUUUCAGUUGCUUCAGCUGAAAGAAGUUUUUCUAAGUUGAAGUUGAUAAAGUCUUAUCUACGAUCUACUAUGUCACAGGAAAGGUUAAACGGAUUGGCUAUGCUAUCGAUCGAGAAAGCUUUAAUUCAAAAUCUCAAUUAUGAAAGUUUGAUGAAUGAUUUUGCUGAAAAAACUGCAAGAAGAGUUAUUUUUCAAAAUCGGUAGAACUGUUGUUGUGUGUUUUUAGAACUAUUGUACUGUAUUUUGAAGAUUAAUUAUGUUUAGACUGAUCUUUUUUUUCUUCUUGUUCUAUAAUUUUUUCGAUGCUGUUUUUUUUAUUAUCAAAACUACGAUAAGUUCAUCUAUAUUUUGAAUAGGGCCCCGAAAAACUCAGGUCCGGCUCUGUACCACACACAAGAUUAGUAACUGAUAAACCCAACUUAUCCUAAGAGGCUAAGAUUAUACAUAUAUACUAAAUGAAUUGUUAAGAAGUUUUUGUUAAAGAACAGGAGAUUUAAACGAUUCUAUUACUUCACGAAUACCAGGUAAAAUUUUCUCUAAAUUUAAUUGUUGCUUAACUACUCUAUUUAGUGGCACUUCUGAAAGACCUUGACAGAUUUAAUAUUGUAACUGUAUACUAACGUUGCAUGUGGAUUAUAUGUCUAUUUACAACGUUGUUCGGCUUAGUCAUCUGUGAUUAAAUUAUGUAGUUAAGUAAAGAGGAGUUACUUUAAUGUUGUACGUACUGGCUGGUUGUGCGGACUAAUAAUUGUUGAAUCUUGUGGGGUUUGAUACAAUUGCCGGCACACGUUGAAUACAGACGAAUGCUUUUUUUUUUAUCAAAAAAAAAAGACGACUAACCCUUUGCACGAAUACAGACGAAUACUGGCAGCGAAUAAUAAUCACAGGACAACAAGAUUCAAUUUAAGA
This is a messenger RNA of Brassica napus (rape), 4167 nucleotides long. RefSeq names its product zinc finger MYM-type protein 1-like. Lineage: Eukaryota; Viridiplantae; Streptophyta; Magnoliopsida; Brassicales; Brassicaceae. The record is from RefSeq and is a predicted model, not a curated record. The transcript has a single exon. The coding region runs from base 877 to 3462 and encodes 861 amino acids. Gene Ontology annotation, molecular function: protein dimerization activity.